AUGAUGGCUCCUGCUAGUAAAGCAAAAGCAGCGGGGGUCAGCGCUUCCUCGUUUUUCGACCUCAAAGCUCAGCUCGCUAAACGAGAAGAAGAGGUCUUAGAGAACAAGGCUGCAGGUAAGGUUGCGGCGGGCGCUGUUCAGCGGCGGGAUAAGAAAAUAUCACAAUGGGCCCGCCAAAACAAGGGCGUCAAGUCGCGCGCCGCUCGAGAUAUUGAACUGGAAGCGGUCGAUGAGCCAACUUUGGAGUCUGCACGCGCCGCUCUCGAGCGAAAAGCGAAGAUUUACGACAAGUUGAUGAAAGGGAAGUCUGGUGGACUCACAGACAAACAAUUUGACAUGCUCUUAGUCGACUUCGAUUCUAAACCUAUGGCAAAUUUCGGAUCCGACAGCGAGGACAUAGAUGAAUCUUUGACUGUACCCGAACCAUUAGAUGAGGCUGAUCCAGUCAUCGAAUAUGAAGAUGAAUUUGGUCGGAUGCGCACAGCGCCCCGUUCUGAGGUGCCGCGGCAUCUAUUACCUCGUAAUGUGAAGGGUGGAGAUGGUGACGGUGACGAAGGAUAUGUCAUAGAGAAUCCCGUCAAUUUCUUUCCUGUCUACGAGCCUUCUGCCGAACGCACUGCAGCCAUCGACGAAGCUCUAGCAGAAGGGAAUAAACCACUAAAUACUCAUUAUGAUUCGACGCGUGAAGUGCGUGCUAAGGGAGCUGGGUUUUACCAGUUUUCCGCAGACGAAGAAACCAGGAAGAAGCAGAUGGAGGAGCUGCUUGCGGCGAGAGGGGAAACAGAGCGGAACAGGGAAGACUUGGGGGCUGUUGACUUGAAACCUGGAGAGGUGGAUGGACUGCAGGCUAGUGGUCACGGACUGAAAGGUCGAGCUACAGAGAAGCGGAAGAGGGAAUUGGAGGAACGGAGACUGCUGCUGGACGCGAAGAGGCGGAAGGGGAAAGGCAAGGCGGAGGACCAGAGGCUCUCUCAACCAAUACCUCCUUCACCAUCCAUGGACGAGGGAACGAAACCACCAACGGUCACUGACCCUUUCGUAGCCUUGGAGGCCCAGAGGCCCAAACCAUAUGGCAGCACCGCCGGAUCAAUCGACACUGAUGCCUUCCUGGCUGAUAUAGAACAAACCAUCUUCAAAGGACGAAGACCAUCAUAGGACUUUAUUUGAGUAUCCCGCUUGGUGCAUCUACGACAUUAUGCGACACCUCACCAGCCUCACAAUCCACGCCCGCUUCGUGGAAGCUCCGCCAGUCCCGCAUACUUUUCUUCAAACCUAUCAUGACUCCUCUGGUAAUCGUCAGUAGGAGGUGUAUCAAGUUGGCAAUGAGUGGUAUCAUGUAUGGGACAGAGCUGAGAAUAUGUAACAUGUCUCGACGCCUACGGUAGGACGUUCGUUAAUAGCGGUGAUCCAGUACGGGUCGACAUUAGGGACUAUCGCACACGUUCUCAUAC
This is a messenger RNA of Heterobasidion irregulare TC 32-1, 1451 nucleotides long. RefSeq lists its product as uncharacterized. The record is from RefSeq and is a predicted model, not a curated record. The coding region runs from base 1 to 1155 and encodes 384 amino acids. The transcript is spliced from 7 exons. Lineage: Eukaryota; Fungi; Basidiomycota; Agaricomycetes; Russulales; Bondarzewiaceae. Gene Ontology annotation, cellular component: nucleus.